UGAAUAAAACCAAAACCAUAAUAAACACUACCUUUACUUUCUCUCUCUUCAAUUCCAUUAUAACAUUUCUCUAGUAGCAUAUUGAAAGUUUUUAUUUUUCUUGUACCUCAAAGCAAAACUUGGUUGUCAUCAUAAAGGAUCAUAAACAAAUCAUGGGGGGUGAAGAAGGAAGUUUGAAUGAAGAAGAAAUGAAAUGGCCACCAUGGUUGCAACCACUUCUCCAAACAAGGUUCUUUGUUCAAUGCAAAGUGCAUGCAAAUUCCAAUAAAAGUGAAUGCAAUAUGUAUUGCUUGGAUUGUAUCAAUGGAGCUCUUUGUUCAACUUGUCUAGCUUCUCAUAAAGAACACAAAGUUAUUCAGAUAAGAAGGUCUUCAUACCAUGAUGUGAUAAGAGUAUCUGAAAUACAAAAAAUAGUGGACAUAACUGGAGUUCAAACAUACAUUAUAAAUAGUGCAAAGAUUGUAUUCUUGAAUGAAAGGCCUCAACCUAGGCAUGGAAAAGGAGUCACCAAUACUUGCCAAGUUUGUGAAAGAAGCCUUCUUGAUUCAUUCACCUUCUGCUCCCUUGGUUGUAAGAUAGUUGGAACCUCUAAGAAAAUUGGAAAGCAAAAAAAGUUAAGUGAAGAAGAUGGUUCAGAUGGUGAAGAAUCAAAUAGUAAUGGAAGUGAGAACAAGAGAAACAACAUUCAGAGCUUUACACCUUCAACACCACCACCUUAUAGAAUAGCUAAGAGGAGGAAGGGGGUUCCACAUAGAGCUCCAAUGGGUGGAAGCUUGUUGUAGAAUAUACUUAUACUAACUACUAAUAAUUGAUAAAUAUUUUAAUUUAUGUUGAGUUUAAUAAAAUUACACCAAAUUAUUGAACUACAACUUUUAGUAAAGUUAUGGUGUUACUGUAAUUUUAUCAAACAUAAUGUUGCCUAUUCAAAUCCAUAA
This is a messenger RNA of Vicia villosa (hairy vetch), 935 nucleotides long. Its product is annotated as protein RGF1 INDUCIBLE TRANSCRIPTION FACTOR 1-like. The coding region runs from base 153 to 782 and encodes 209 amino acids. The transcript has 4 exons. NCBI's taxonomy places the organism in Eukaryota, Viridiplantae, Streptophyta, Magnoliopsida, Fabales, Fabaceae. The record is from RefSeq and is a predicted model, not a curated record.